Olea europaea var. sylvestris is the source of this 3705-nucleotide messenger RNA. Its product is annotated as putative late blight resistance protein homolog R1A-10. Lineage: Eukaryota; Viridiplantae; Streptophyta; Magnoliopsida; Lamiales; Oleaceae. The transcript is spliced from 3 exons. Gene Ontology annotation, molecular function: ADP binding. Gene Ontology annotation, biological process: defense response to other organism. The coding region runs from base 1259 to 3481 and encodes 740 amino acids. The record is from RefSeq and is a predicted model, not a curated record.
UUAAUAAUCAAUGCUCUUCCCCACCACUUCAAUUAUGCACGUUAAGAUAAGGGACAACCUCCUUAAAACACAUUACUUUUUCUCUCACGUUGAUUAAAAUCAGUAAAUCACAUAAACUAGUUUUUCACAUCGAAGCCAAAUAAAUCGUGCUGCUCCGCUCAGUUCAUGAUCAAUAUUGUUCUUAGGAAAGGAUUUCAGAACAGAUUUUGUUAUUUUGAUUCCGAAACGAUGACAGAAACAGGGCGUGAAAUGGCUCCUUCAACAAACAGUCUGAGGAAACUUUUUGAAAAUCGAUUCGAGAACGAAAGGAUUGAAAAGUUCGAUGGUCAAGGACAACUCGCUCUAAUUGUUGCCCAGUUUAUGAUAAAAAUGUGCGACGAAGAUGCUGAAGUAAUUGCUUUGCUAAAGAGAAUUGACGAUUUGGCGAGGAAUUGCUCAGGUUCCAGCCAACGUAGUGAAGAAUACAGAAACUUUUCCAAAAUGUUUAGCUUUUUCAUGACGGACCUUGAAGUAUUCUUUAGAGUCCAGAAUUCCAUGCGGACUCCCAUUAAUCGUAAUGAGCUUGUUGCGGUCUUCAUUGACCUUUUCCUCGAAAUUUUAGAAGAAAUACUUCGCCUUCAGCCAACUUUCAUUCGUCGUGUCGAGGAUUCAAUUAAAACUCUUAAGAUGGAGCUGAAAUUUCUGAUCACCUUUGUUGGGGACACACCAUCUCAGCCCACUGAAUUCCAUACAACCGAGGAUGUAUUAACAGAUAUUGAAGUUGCGGCCAAUGAUGUGGGACGUUUCUUAUAUACUUUCUUUUUCAACAGAGACCGUAUUUCGGUGACUGAUAUGAAUCAGAAUCUUUCGCAUUUGUUGGAAAAUCUGAAGCUCGUGACAGAAAAGAUAAUAGCACACUGCAACACAAUCCUGCCGACGUUACCAAGUUGUAGGACCCAAAAUACUGAUGUGGUUUCGCUCUUUCUUGUUGAUUCAAGUCUAGACGAUCUCAAGAAUGUAAUGAAUCACAAAGAUGACAGGAUUGUUUCUGUGAAGGCCCAAAUUCAAAUAAUUCAUCAUCAGCUAAUGGGCUUGCGAACCUCGCUUGCAGGCAUAGGAGAAACGAUAUUCAGAACUUGAAGAGUUUUUUAUACGAAUUAGAGACAUAGCAUAUGAAGUUAAAUAUGUUGUCAGCUCAUUUUCUCCAGUGCAGUAUCUCACAAUCAGGCUUCCUCAAGUAAUUGAGAAGAUUAAGCUUGUUAAGAUACAACUACAGGAAAUGGAGAAGAAAUAUGAUGCUGGACUGCUAAAGGAUGAAGAAUAUCCAAGGCAACAAAUGCUAUUGCAAACUCAAACACCUGACAAAGGAGACAUUGUUGGCUUAGAGGAUGAGGUGGACAAAAUUAAAGAGCGACUUCUUCGAGACACAAAGCAGCUACAAUUUAUUUCCAUUUUUGGGAUGCCAGGACUUGGCAAGACUACUUUGGCGAAGAAACUAUAUGAUGAUCCCUCGAUUGUUCGACAUUUUGACAAGCGGGCCUGGUGUGUUGUCUCUCAAAAUUAUCAAAUUAGAAAUAUCUUAAUUGACAUCUUGACGUCAAUGGAUGUCCUUAACGAAGAUGCAAGGAAGGUCGCGGAUGAAGGUACAUUGGGUGAAGCACUUCACAAAUGUUUAUUGACAAGUGGAAGAUACAUCAUUUUCAUAGAUGAUCUAUGGAAUGUGGACGCAUGGAAUCAACUUCAAACAUACAUUCCAGACGGUAGAAAAGGAAGCAGAAUAUUGUUCACCACUCGGGAUGAAGAUUUUGCUUCCGAAGCUUCAAAUUUUUCCAAAGCUUCACUCAUGGAAAAUAAUGCUCUUAAAUGCUUGACUGAUGAAGAGUGUUGGCACUUAUUGCAGAGGAAGGUUUUCCAACAAAAUUCAUGCCCUGAAAAUUUGAUAGUCGCUGGAAAGGAAAUUGCAAGAAAAUGUGGUGGAUUACCACUUGCAGUUGUUGUCAUAGCUGCAGUUCUCACCAAUAUGGAGAAGGAACCAAAGUUAUGGGAGGAUGUUGCGAAAAGAAUAAGUUCACACAUGGCUAAAGAGUCAAACAAGUACAUGAACAUACUUAAGCAUAGUUACUAUUCUUUACCUAUGCAUUUGAAACCAUGUUUUCUUUACUUCGGAAUUUUUGAGGAAGAGAGGGAAAUUGAGGUCCGGAAGUUGAUAUCACUAUGGAUUGCCGAAGGGUUUAUCGGGAAAGUAGAGAAGAAUAGAAGGGAGACUGUAGCACAGAUGUACCUGGAACAUCUCAUUAAUAGAAGCCUGGUACAAGUUGCUCAAAGAAGGCGUGACGGAGGACUCAAAACUUGUCGUAUACAUGACCUAUUACGUGAUAUGUGCCUGCGAAUUGCUAAAGAACAUAAAUUUAUGAAGGUGAUCCAAAAUAGACUGUCGAUAUAUGAGCAAUACCAACGCCUAAGCAUUCACUCUCGCUCAAUUCCUUCUUUUUCGAGACCGUUUGGACUGCAUGUUCGAUCCUUAUUAGGACAUUUACCUGAUCCCUCCACAUUCAUCUUUGGCAACUUAAAACUUCUUAAGGUAUUGGAUUUGUCAAGCAUGGACUACAGAUUUUAUAAUUCUACACGAGUAGAGCAUUUGGUUCUCUUAGGGUUCUUGGCAGUUUCUUCUAUACCAUCAUCAAUAGAGAAAUUUGAGAACCUAGAAUUUCUUUUUGUGGAUAAUAGCGAAAUAGUUGAAAUACCAGAGAACCUUUUCAAUAUGGUGAAGUUAAGACACGUGUAUUUCAGUGGUGGUGCACAAUUCAGUAAAUCCUGGCGUGAGCGAGCAGCUAAGGGUGAGACAUUCCCAAAAAGUAUCCUACAAAGAAUUUCUUAUAUUUCCAUUGAUGAUGAAAAUGAUGAAAAAAUCUUGAGAUACUCACCUAAUCUCCGAAAACUGAAAUGCACUUUUGCAGUAUUUUUUGAUUCAUCAGAAAACAACUAUCGCUAUCCUAUCUUGAAUUUCCUUAGUCAGCUGGAAUCCCUCAGCAUAUAUCUUCGUCGGAGUUAUGUUAUAGAUAACCCCUGUCUAGAUUUGACCGAUUUACCCUCGAAACUAAUAAGGUUGACUCUCAGUAACUUUAAUUUAUCUUUGGAGCAAAUGAAGAUGAUUGGAAAUUUACUUGAUCUAGAGGUUCUCAAGUUACGAGAUGGUACCAUUGAGAGAAAAAGAUGGGACACAAGUGAAGGUGAAUUCAAAGAACUCAAAUUCUUGGAACUGGAUGAAGUACAAAUUGAACAAUGGAAUACUUCAAGCGAUCAUUUUCCUAAACUUGAAAGAUUAGUGUUGCGAAGCUGCCAACUUUUGGAGAUCCCUUCUGAUAUAGGCUUUUGUGAUCAUCUACUAAAGAUUGAGGUACAUGGUUGCGAGGAAUCUGUUGAACUCUCCACUUUGAAGAUUAAAGAAGAGCAAGAAGAUUACAGAGAUGAUCUGGAAGUCAUUAUCUCCCACUCCCGAUAAGAGUCUUUCUUACGUAAUUUAUUUUUGUAAAUUUUUUUUGGAGGUCUCUUCUCUCGACAUUCAGAUUUAACAUUAUGCACUGUUUUUAUUUCUUGCAUUUUCUGGUGUUCAUCCUCAUUUGCUCAAUUACUACAUUAUUUGUACUGAAAAGGAUGUUAAACGUUAUUUGUUGAAGCUUUAUUGAUGAAUAACAUUUGCUCAGUCACGACAUUUUUAUGUAUAUA